ACCCUCCCUUCCCAUACCAGCCCACACUCGUCGUGCCCCCACCCAUGCACACACACCAGGCUCAUACACAAAGCCUACUGCUUUCACCAUCAGAAGCUGCGGUUAGUAAGAAAUCGGAGAUACAGUUCGAAAAAUAGACUUGUCGACGGCCAAUGAAGCAGAUUCAUGUCUUGUUAUUCUCCAUCGCGUUUGGAAAUACCAUUGGUUCCUUCUUUAUGCAUUUGCGAUUUAUUCACGAAGUAACGUCGUGGGUCUUGCUGCACUUACGGCCGUAGUCUCCGAGAUGCACCGUGGUUGCAGCCGCCAAGUGCCGCGCACCACAGACACCGGCCCGGUUCGAUCAUGGUUUUCAGGCGAAGAGCAAGAAGAAUGCGGUGGUUGGGGUGUCAUCGGCUUGGGCCUAUUUGGAAAGCGCUGCUGGUGUUUGUGGCCAUUGCGUUCACUGGACAGCUUCUGGGCUUCUUCAACAAAAGUUGGAUGCAGCCAGAGAGACCACGGUCUGUCUUUCCACUGUCCUCUGACGAUGGCCAUGGCUCCCCAAUGGGCCCCUGCAGACCCCACACCCAUGCCAUGUUCCUGAAGACCCAUAAGACAGCCAGUAGCACCGUGCUCAACAUGCUGUACCGCUUCGGGGAGGAGAGAAGUCUGCGUUUCGCUCUACCCUUAGGCUACCAGUUUGGCUACCCGCUGCUCUUCAACGCGCACAGGGUCAAAGGUUACAGAGGACCCCGUAUGGUAGAGUUCAACAUCAUGGGCAAUCACAUGCGAUUCAAUAAGCCAGAGGUAGAGAAAGUGAUGCCUGCUGAUACCUUCUACUUCUCCAUCGUGCGAGAUCCUGUAGAGUUGGCGGAGUCCUCCUAUGCCUAUUUUAAAGCUGUAGCCCCUGCCUUCAAACGUGCAAAGGGCCUGGGUGAUUUUGCCAACGAUCCCCGGCGCUACUACGACCCAAGGUUGCGCAACAACCAUUACGCGCGAAACCUGCUUUGGUUUGACUUUGGCUUGGACCACAAUGCAAACUACACAGCUGCCCUAGCGAGACGCGGCGAGGCGGAGAUCAGGAAGUCGUUCAAUCUCAUCUUGGUCUCCGAGUACUUCGACCAAUCCAUGGUGCUACUGCGCCAUGCACUCUGCUGGCCACUGGACGCAGUCGUGUCCUUCAGCCUGAAUGCCCGACAGCCAAAACCCGCUGCUGGUGGGAGCUGGGGAAGCAAAGCCAACCUGGGUGCAGCCCUGGCCCUGACCGAUGACCAGAGGCUUAAGCUCCGGGAGUGGAAUGCGCUGGACUGGCACCUGUACCAAGCUUUCAACCGCACCUUCUGGGAGGAGGUGGAGCGCUUCGGGCGGGCGCGGAUGGAGGCCGAGGUGGCUCUCCUCCGUACGCGUCGGGAUGUCCUGGCUCGGGUCUGCCUGAGGGACGGCGGGAAGCCCGUGGAGGCCAGCCGAAUCCGCGACAAAACCAUCCGGCCCUUCCAGAGCGGCCUGGUCAAGAUCCUCGGCUACGAGUUACACCCGAGUCUGGACAACUCCACGCGGCAGGCCUGCCUUCGCAUGAUCCGCCCGGAGAUCCAGUAUAAGGACCUGCUGGAUGCACAGCAGUUCCCCAGAGCGCAGCCACCCCCAGGGGCAGCUGUCGCGGCUGGAGGAGCACCCAUCAGGAGGGAACCUUUGGCCCCUAAGAUUGGAGACCAGCUCGGUGGGAACUCAAUCGAGAGGGACUGGGAUGGGACCAGAUUGGGUCGGAAUGUGUCAUUACCAGUGAGGGAAAGGGAUGGGAAGGACCGGUUCAGAUAGUUUUCAGACAGUUUUGAACUCUUGUUCUGACAAAAACUCAUUUUUUUGCCUCUGGACCUGGAUGUUUUCUAAUCUCUGAAUAAUUGAAAGGCACCUAGUUAGCCUUUGCACUGCACUACCUGAGAGACUGGAGAAGCUUUGCAGUGGUUGUGAAAAAGCCUCAAACUCUUCUAUUCCACUCCUCUCUCCCUCCUGCUCGCCAUGACCUUAUUCGUUUCUCUCAUGCUUGAAAUCUCACACUAGGGUCCCACAGUCUUGCUGGAGGAGAGUUACCUUCCAGUGGCUGAAUCGAAGGAUCCCAGGCAAUAACAGUGGCAUGUCAGUGACUGUGGCUAGCUUUUAGCAGUGUGGUGAUACCUGAGGAAGUUGAGAGUGGGCGAAUAGGGUAGGAAUAGCAAAAUGUGAAACCACACCCACACUCCCUUGUUCUUUUUCAGUCUCCCUCUCUCACAAACACAUACCACUUAGCCCACGUCUUCGUUUUACCACUGACCCAUAAAAUGAUUGCAGUGUGGGAAGGCAGAAAGCUGACGCUUGCUGGAGAGGUGGACCGUGUCUGCACAUUAAAUGAGUACCUGAGCAAUUAAGUUACCAUCGGCAAGCGUUGCAAGUCACUGGUGACGCACACCCAGUUAGUUCCCUGAAAGGAAAGAGACGUGUAAAAUAUUGUAACAUAUCCAUUCACAUGAACACACUCACAGGGUUUCUCAAGUCGACACACACACCUACACUCUGCUCAUGCCAGAUUAGUGUAGUAGAAUGAAAUUCCCAUUACGUUCAGUCAGGUAUAGACACACUACUUGGGUGGAGCAAAGGUACAAACGUUACACACAUCAUGCUGAGGAGCAGUGAACUACAGUGCCAGACUUUCCCCACUACAAUGGCAAGCCUAGACUCAGGCUUCUGUCUGUGUCAACACUGUGUGUUAAUACAUGUCUUUUGCUUGAUUUAACCUGGGUAACCGGUUUUAUAUUUAGGGACUCAAAAAUCAUGGUACUUACGUUUUUUAGGUUGUGCUUUGAGGAAGAUACUGCAUACUUCAAAAAGAACAAAAACAAAGAAAAGAAGACAAAAAAGGCUGCCUUGUCGCUUGAUUGCCUCUUGACGAGGCAUUGCUAAUUAGACCUGGUUGUUUACCCUAUUCUGCAGUUGUGGCCUCUUCUGACUCAUAAUGCUAAAUAAGCUAUUACUGACUGUGGGUUCCAUGAACGUGUUGGUCACACUGUGAAAUAUUUUCAUUGUUUAUUAUCUGUACUUUUUAAAAUGGAGAUGAAUCAUUUUGCGAGCAGACCACGAAAGCAUUGCUUUUUCGAUUCACAGUGUGGUACACCGUAACGUGUUAAAUGGAGCAAAGGAAAAUGCGAGCUGCUCAUUAUCAGCAUAUUUAUCCGUUUCUGUACAGAUUUACAUUGUCUUAACUGUAUAGUUUGUCAUAGUAUUUAUUUUGCCUUGCACAGAUUAUGUCACUUAAAACCAACAUUUAUAAUGAGUUGCAUUUCAAACCCCCUACAAUUAACUGUUCUGUACCUUUUUUUUAAAAAAAAAAAAAAAGAGAUUUCCCUGGAUAGGUUGAGGGCAGGUGGGAAAACUGGGUGAGUUGAAGUGUUGCUGAAUGUUCAGUAUAUGUUAAUAACAAGUACAUGUCACAAAGAUGUCAUUGGCAGGUCUCUAAUAUUUCAGUCUAGAGAAUUUCUUUUCAACCUUUGUGACACAUAUGAACAGUUAUUUUGCCUUAGAAUAACUCUCUUUACGGAACAGGGCUUAAAUCCCUUACUUUUUCUGGGAAAAAGAUGCUGAUGUAAAUACUGUAUUUAUUCUCUUUUGAAAUGGAAGCCUUUCCCACAUUCAAAAUUAUGUUUAGACCUUAAAAAAAUAUUUUACGAAUCUGACUGUAUUGCACUGUGCAACAUUUUGUGGUACAUCUUGGUAUAGCUGAAACAGCUUUCAAAUUUAAUGAGAAAAAGCCGAGGUGAUUCAAACCUCAAACCUGAUUAUGUAUAUUGCCCUACAUGAAAAAAAUUGACUGUAAUCACUCUGACAUUCCAUUCUUACACAUUGACUUGUGUCUAAAGAAAGUUAGCAUGUGAAUCAAGCAGAAUGUUUGCAUGGUGGCAUAUUUCAUUCAUAAACACCACUUAGAACCAGUGAAAAGGAAAAUCACCUGCUUGAUUUUUUUGUGUAUGUCAUGCGGUACAUUUUUGGUAUGAUUAACAUUGAUAUAGUUUUAUUCAUUUGCCCUACGUGAGUAUACCAUUUGAAGCAUAAUCUAUGGUAUAUUGAUCAUCAACAUGAGAUAUUACAAUGGAAUAUGUGUUGCUUGUGUAUCAGUCAUGUUCACUCUCAAUUCAUGACAUAACUGAUUUAAUAUUUACCUGUUGUUGUGAUGGCUUUGUCACAAUGCAAUAAAUGGUUGUGUUUUGAA
Alosa sapidissima (American shad) is the source of this 4213-nucleotide messenger RNA. RefSeq names its product galactose-3-O-sulfotransferase 4 (gene gal3st4). Gene Ontology annotation, biological process: glycolipid biosynthetic process. Gene Ontology annotation, molecular function: galactosylceramide sulfotransferase activity. The transcript has 4 exons. The record is from RefSeq and is a predicted model, not a curated record. Lineage: Eukaryota; Metazoa; Chordata; Actinopteri; Clupeiformes; Clupeidae. Gene Ontology annotation, cellular component: membrane. The coding region runs from base 343 to 1791 and encodes 482 amino acids.